Molecule: messenger RNA, 444 nt
Organism: Abrus precatorius (Indian licorice)
Lineage: Eukaryota; Viridiplantae; Streptophyta; Magnoliopsida; Fabales; Fabaceae
Product: probable calcium-binding protein CML13
Exons: 1
Coding region: 1-444 (147 amino acids)
Cellular component (GO): myosin II complex
Molecular function (GO): calcium ion binding
Source: RefSeq, a predicted model, not a curated record
AUGAGUAAGGACAUAAGCGAUGACCGAGUUUCUGCCAUGAAGGAAGCUUUCACGCUUUUCGAUAGUGCUCGUGAAGGCCGUAUCGCCCCAUCAGAACUUGGGAUCCUGAUGCGGUCUUUGGGCGGAAACCCGACCCAAGCCCAACUAAAGGCCAUUGUGGCCCAAGAGAACCUCACCGAGCCCUUCGAUUUCCCCCGUUUCUUAGAUCUAAUGGGGAAGCAUCUCAAGGUUGAGCCCUUCGAUCGUCACCUUCGUGACGCCUUCAAGGUUAUCGACAAAGAAUCCACCGGUUCUGUCUCCGUCACCGAGCUCCGUCACAUUCUCACCUCCAUCGGCGAGAAGCUCGAACCUUCCGAGUUCGAUCACUGGAUCAAGGAAGCCAAUGUCGUCUCCGAUGGCAAGAUCCCCUACGAAGAUUUCAUCGCCAAAAUGCUCGCUAAGUGA